Messenger RNA from Papaver somniferum (opium poppy), 1474 nucleotides. RefSeq lists its product as uncharacterized. The record is from RefSeq and is a predicted model, not a curated record. The transcript has 5 exons. The coding region runs from base 214 to 855 and encodes 213 amino acids. NCBI's taxonomy places the organism in Eukaryota, Viridiplantae, Streptophyta, Magnoliopsida, Ranunculales, Papaveraceae.
UCUGAAACCCCCCACCCCCACCCCCCAUAAACGAAAAAACUAAUGGCGAUUAACUUCAGAAACGAAGAAACUAAUCCACCCUAGAGUUGAUAUACACUCGAAAAAUUCUAGAAAUCUUUGAUAGUGAGUUCAUUUCCCUAGAUUUACAGUCGAAGAACUUCAAAAUCAGGUAGCAACUGCCACGUAACCACAUACCUUUCCCCUUUUCAAGGAAUGGCUCGUAGGAAAGUAUUUGUGGUAGGAACAACUAUUUUAGGUUUACUAAAUAGAGAGGGAAUUCUUAUAGCGGGUGAUAGCAUGUCUUGGAAACUUAAAGCGAAGCAAGCCAAUCCCAGAAAUGAGAUAAAGGUUCAUAGGAUUGGGGGUGAUCCAGGGUACAUUUUAUUAGCUAUAAGUGGAAGCAAUUUCAUGACCGAUCAUGUCCUUGUAACGUUGAGGAACUUGGUAAACGAAGAGCAUAAGAAGGGUAGGGUGAUGACUUCUGGAGGAUGUGCGAGGGAUAUCUACAAUUUUCUCAACACCGAUCUGAAUGAAUUGGAGGCGUCAAGCUAUAACAUGCCUAAAGACGUUGACUAUAAUACAUUCGAAUGUGGAGUACUUGUUGCAAUGUUCGAGCCAGAUUUGCGGAACGUUUGUGCUGUUCGUAGACCAGGCCUAUACUUAGCGAGUGCGGAAGAUUGGGACAAGAUUAAUGAAUUUGAAAUCGACGGAGCAGGUUAUGAGAAGGCUUUUGACGCGAUUUCCCCAAGUUAUGCUUAUGAUAAGGAGAUGGAAGAUGCGAUUGUUCAAGUGGAAGAAGGAAUGCUUGCCGCUUCCAAGUCGGGAGGUAGUGGUGGCAUUAUAACAAUCGAUUGAAUAGACCGGAACAACCUUAUUGAAAAUGUCUCUAGAAAGCCAAUAGAACAAUUACAAAGAGAGAGUGAUGAACGGGAACAGAAACGAAGAGAAGCAGCCGAGGUGCUUAGAAAGGAAAUAGAACAAUCACAAAGGGAGAGUGAUGAACGGGAACAUAAACGAAGGGAAAUUGGCACGUCAAAUAGAGUAGUGGACGUGCUUAGAAGUGGAGCUCGCAGAUCCCAGCUAAGCAAACAAGCAAAGAAACGGAAAAAAGAAAUUGGCACGUCAAAUAGAGUAGCAAAAAAAACGGAAAGAGACUAAUGCUCAACGAUCUUCAUCUUCCCACAGUUACUUUGUACCAGAUGCUAAAGCAGUAACACUCUAUGGAGGCAACAUUUUGCAAGUUCAACGGGAACCUUAGCAUCAUAUCUGACAUCGAAGUCCAACUAUAUUUUGUUGAAUGAGAGUGUAAUUUAAGAAUUACGAACAGCAAUAAAGCUGCAGGAACCUUGUUUUACUUGCCUGUAGUUAUAUAAUUAAAGGUUGGUUUUGAUUAGUACCUGAUCUUUGCUAGUGAUGCAUUUAAAUGACUAUGCCAAUUGUAACACUCUAUGGAGGCAACAUUUUGCAAGUUCAA